Molecule: messenger RNA, 3261 nt
Organism: Papaver somniferum (opium poppy)
Lineage: Eukaryota; Viridiplantae; Streptophyta; Magnoliopsida; Ranunculales; Papaveraceae
Product: nuclear pore complex protein NUP98A-like
Exons: 12
Coding region: 124-3036 (970 amino acids)
Biological process (GO): protein import into nucleus; post-transcriptional tethering of RNA polymerase II gene DNA at nuclear periphery; RNA export from nucleus
Cellular component (GO): nuclear pore; nuclear pore cytoplasmic filaments
Molecular function (GO): structural constituent of nuclear pore
Source: RefSeq, a predicted model, not a curated record
GUGACAAACCCUAAAAAAAUGGAAACCAUCAAAACCCCUUAAAUUCCUCUCCAUCCCUUUCGCUUCUCUGGAAUCACUGGUAUCAAAAUCUCCCGCCAUCCGAUUUCAGAAGCAGAAAAAAAGAUGUUCACAUACGGUUUCACUGAUUUUAGUAAUGGAUCUUCUGCAUUUGGGUCUAUUUCUAGUCAACCGACUCCAUUAGAAAGCAGCACAUCUGGAUUCUCCAACGGUGGUAGUCCAUCAAUUCAACUUGCACUGGAUGAUUCUACUACUCUAGAAACCAGUACAUCUGAAGUCUCAAACAAUGCUAGUCCAUUAUCAAUUCAAUGUGAAGUGGGUACUAUUGUUCCAGCUAGCAGCAUAUCUUCUUUUCCGAACAAUGCUAGUCCUUCAAUUGAACCCGCAGUGGAUUCUAAUACUCCUGGAAGCAGUAUAUCUGACUUUUCUAACAAUGUUGGUCCAUCUAUUCAACCUGAAGUGGGUACUAUUGCUCCAGUAAGCUCCUUCACCGCUACCGGUUCAUUGGGCAGUGUUGCUACAGAAGUUGCUUUUGGGAAUGUUGGAUCUUCUGCAUUUGGGUCUACUUCUAGUCAACCAACUCCAUUAGAAAGCAGUGCAUGCGAUUUCUCAGACAAUGGUUGUCCAUCAAUUCAAUCUGAACUGGUUUCUACUGCUCUAGCAAGCAGUACAUCAGACUUGUCGAACAAUGGCGGUCCAUCGAUUCAACCUGAAUUGGGUACUGUUGCUCCAGCUAGCAGCACGUCUGACUUGUUGAACAAUGGUAGUCCAUCAAUUGAGCCUGCAAUGGAUUCGACUGCUCCAGUAAGCAGCACAGCUGACUUGUUAAACAAUGGUGGUCUAUCAAUUCAGCCCGCAGUGGUGGAUUCUCCUACUCCAGCAAGCAGCAUAUCUAGAUUCUCAAACAAUGCUGGUCCUGGUCUAUCAAUUCAACCUGCAGUGGGUUCUAUUACUCCAACUCCAGUAAGCCCCUUAGCCGAUACCACUUCAUUGAACAUUGGGGGUACAAAAGUUGCUAUCGGGUAUGCUGCUUUUGGGAAUGUCGGGUCAUCUACUGUCUUUGGGUAUCCUCCUAGUCAACCUAGUCCAUCAGGAAGCAGCUCAUCAUUCUGCACCACUGCUAGUCCAUCAAUUCAACAUGGGUCUUCUCUAUUUGGCCAGAAGCCUGCUUUUGGUGGGUUUUGGUCAACUACUCCUAGUCUGUCAAGUCCAUUUGGCGGUAGCAAUUUCCAACAAAUCCAGUCUGCAUUUGGAAGCAUUCCAUUUGGUUCAUCUGCUCCUUUUGGUGCACCAAGUCAACAUUCAUUCGGUACCAGUAGCAUCCCUGGUUUCAGAGUGACAAGCACUCCAGCUUUCAGUGCUCCUACUACUGCAGCCUUCAGUGCUGGAACAGCAUCAGCCUUUGGGUCUCAACCAACUGCAGCCUUCGGUGCUGCAACUACAUCAGCCUUUGGGUCUCGACCAACUGCAACGUUUGGGUCAGGAGGGGUAUUUGGCACUCCAGCAUUUUCUUCCACAAGCAUCCCUGCUUUUGGUGCUACGACUGCUGCUUCCACAUUUGGAACGUCAAACACUCCUUUUGGUGCCCAACCUUUUAGUUUUGUAACGAGCCCUGCAUUUGGCCAAACAAAUUCUGGAUUUGGUAGCAGCCCUUUUGGUUCAACUCUGUCUGCCUUCGGAGCCCAAAGUUCUACCUUCGGUACCCAGACUACAACACCCUCUACAUUUGGAUCUCCAGGAGCCUUUGGACAGCCAGGAUUUAGUGUUGGUCAACAACAACAUGGUGGAAGCAAAGUAGUGGCUUACGCUCCUACAGCUGAGACUGAUGAUACUGGUGCACAGAGUUCCGGAAAAUUUGAAUCGAUAUCAGCUAUGCCUGUUUAUAAAGAGAAAAGUCAUGAAGAACUGAGGUGGGAAGAUUGCCAGUUGAGUGAUAAAGGAUCAUCUUCUGUCUUUGGGUCGUGUCCUAGUCAAACUAGUCCAUUUGAAAGCAGCUCAUCAUUCAUCACCACUGCUGCUAAUACAGAAACUCAACACGCACGGGGUAAUGUAGCUCCCGAUCCAGUUGCUUCACAUGGUAGUUGGAUAAUUCCUCCAUAUGCCUCUUCAGGUGACCGUUCAUGGACACCAAGUAGGCAGGCUGAACCUCAUCCAAUGCUUCUAUCAAUAUCAGCUAUGCCAGUCUAUGUAGAUAAAAGUCCCGAGGAGUUGAGAUGGAUUGAUUAUCAAGUUGGAGACAUAGGUGGAUGGGUUCAGAAACAUGGCAUUCAGCUUAAAUGUGUCCCUCGUACACCUUUUGGUAAUAAUAUUUCUUGUAACUCUGCUCCAGCUUUUGGUUCUGCCUUCACAACAUCAAAUCAACCUCCAGCAUGGGGUAAUUUUCAAAGUUCAAUAUUUCCUCCAAGGGGUGGUUUUCAAAGUCAAAGUUGGAUAUCUGGAUCGCCUUCACCUGCAUCUGGCUUCUUGCGUCCUACAUUUGGUGUUCCUACUGCAUCGGUAUUUGAAAGUUCAGGUUUUGAGUCCGCAACCCCAUAUGUCAGACCACGCUGGGGCAGCAGAGUAGCGAGUUACACCUCAACAGCAGAGGCUACAGGCUACCCACUGUCAAAUGCAUUCGAGCAGAUAAAUGAACCUACGAUGGACAAAGCUAAGCGUGAAGGGAAGGAACUUGAUGCUAGCAGCAGUACAUACUUCCCAGUACCACAAGACAAGAACGAAGGGAAGCCGCUUGAUGCUAGUAGCAGUACUCACUGCCCAGAACCACAACAUAAAAAACAAGGCAAACAGACGGACAAGAAGAAGAUGCAAGAUGUACGAAAGGCAGUCGAAGUUGAGUGCAGCACUAGGCACUGCCCAGAGCCACGAGAUAAAGAACACGGCAAACAAACGGACAAGAAGAAGAUGCAAGAUUUACGGAAGGCAGUCGAAGUGGAGUGCGAAGUGGAACGCCGUGUGUCAGUGAAACAUAUAGCUUUCUUGACUUCCAUGUUAGAGAAACUAGACAGUCUUAAUAUUUGAACAGUGCCUGUCCGUACGAGAUUUUAUUAUCAACUGAUACGUAAAUAUUUUGAGGAUUGGUUUACAGUUCCACGUAGCUUUCUUCAGAGUUUUUUUUUCUUGACAUGUCUAAUCAAACAAAAUAUGUAAUUUUACUAUAUUAAUGUCUCAAGUAAAACAUUAAGAUGUACAAGUCUGUCACUUGGGCUAGCUAUUACAAGCAGGGUUCUGCAACCUUACUGCUAA